This is a messenger RNA of Williopsis jadinii, 1044 nucleotides long. Its product is annotated as FAD-dependent oxidoreductase. The transcript has a single exon. The record is from RefSeq and is a predicted model, not a curated record. NCBI's taxonomy places the organism in Eukaryota, Fungi, Ascomycota, Saccharomycetes, Phaffomycetales, Wickerhamomycetaceae. Gene Ontology annotation, molecular function: D-amino-acid oxidase activity; FAD binding. Bases 1 to 1044 code for a protein of 347 amino acids.
AUGUCACAAGUUGUUGUUGUCGGAGCUGGUGUCAUUGGGCUUUCAUGUGCACUUACCCUUAGUGAGGGCGGAUAUAAGGUGAAGGUUGUGGCAGCAAACUUCCCAACUGAUCCAUUGAGCUCGAAGUACACCUCAUCAUGGGCUGGUGCUCAUUACAGACCAUUCCCUUCACUCACAGACAAGGAUUAUGAGGAUGCGAUGCUCACAAGGGUUACGUACGACUACUUUAAGAAGUUGUCUGUUGAAGAGCCUGAAUCAACUGUUAAAUGGGUCCAGGGAGUUGAUUUUGUUGAGGAGAAGGGCAUCUAUGGCGUUAACAGCAGAGGCUACUAUGAAGGGAUCGAUGAUAUGAAGAUUGUUCCAAGGGAACAAUAUCCACCAGGCGUUGCCUUCGGUGCCUCUUACACCACCUGGGUCCUAAACUCGCCUUUGUAUAUCCAGUACCUCAUGAGAAAGCUGACCUUCAAGUAUGGGGUCACAUUCACCCGUGCAGAAUUGAUCUCGUUGAAGCAGAUUUCCCAGGCUUACCCUGGCCAUAUUAUCGUCAAUGCCACAGGGAUGGGAUUACAAUGGGACGGUGGUUACGACGGAGAUUGCUUCCCAAUCAGAGGACAGACUCUCCUCGUCAGAGUCCCACAAGACUGCCUGUAUUUGAACAAGACAGUCACACACCAGUCAAAGGAUGGACUAUGGACAUUUGUCAUUCCUAGACCACAUCAUGGAGGUGUUAUCCUCGGAGGCACAAAGCAAUUAGACGACUAUCAGAGCACACCAAAGGAAGAGGACACGAACGCCUUGAUAGAGAGAGCCAAGAUACUAUAUCCAGAGUUGUUCAUAGAGGGACAAUUGGACAUCAGAAACGUCAACGUUGGAUUCAGAUCCGCUAGAAACGGCGGAUUGAAGGUUGAAUUGGAAAAGUAUCCCGGCAACGUAUCCGUCGUCCACGCAUACGGCGCUGGAGGGAUGGGUUAUGAACUGUCCUACGGUGCUGCGAAGAAGGUGGAGGAGAUCGUCAAGGGCAUCUGGCCAAAGUCUAAGCUGUGA